Cetraspora pellucida is the source of this 1482-nucleotide messenger RNA. Lineage: Eukaryota; Fungi; Glomeromycota; Glomeromycetes; Diversisporales; Gigasporaceae. The record is from the annotation of a GenBank genome assembly.
AUGCUCAAAAAAAAAAAAAGUAAAGAAAGUGCUUCCAAAAGAACAUUUUUAUGCAAACAUGCUGGUAUAUAUGUGCCAAAUAAGGAUAGUGAUGCCUAUGAAGUAACGACGUUUGUAAAUGAACAUAAAGGUCAUGAACUUAAUUCUCAGAAGGUUUAUCUUUUAUCCCAAUUUCGGAAAUUAACUAAAGAAAUGUUGAAUGAUAUACAAUUUUGGAUACUCGAAGGUGAUAUCAAUGCCAAUAGGCAGCAUCAAAAUGCAUCAGCACAAAAAGAUUCAUUUAAUCUUGUUAAUGAUUUAUUAAAAAAAAAAAUGAUGACCCAAGAUGGAUCGUGGAAUAUCAAAUUAAUUCAACUUAGCGUUGAAGCUUUUGAGAAUGCAUAUAUAAAAUUAAUUAAUGAGUAUCCUGUGGCCAAAACUUAUAUUGAAUAUUUGUACUUAAGUUUUAAUGAAGUACUUAAAAAGAAUUUAGAUGGUCGAUGCAUAUCAUUAUGUGAUCUUCAUAUAACAAUUGCUCGAUUACUUAAAGAAAGACAAAAUAAUAACGAAUUUGUUGCAUGGAAAACAUCAAUGUCAAUCAUCUCACCACCAAAUAUAUAUAACAAAAUAUUUCAAGAAAUUGAUAAAAAACUUUGUACAUAUAUAACAUUAGCAAUAACAGAAAAAAUUUGGGAACAGAUGAAUUAUAGCUUUCUUUAUCAUGCAACGCAAAUUGAAUUUAACAAUCUUGCUCAAAAUAAUCCAGAUCUAGAUGUCUUAUAUGAGACAAGUUGUGUUGAUGAGGUCUUUGAUUUGCUGCAAACCUGUAUAAAUAUGAUUUUAUUGGAGUUUCGCAGUCAAAUUAGUUCAAUAUGGGAAGUUUGGCAUAUGAAAUAUGCAACACCACCACAAUUUAUUUGCCUUUUAACAAAUGCAGCAGCAAAAUUUCACAUUAAUAUGGUUAACCGACACUGGUUAAAUAAUGAAAUGUAUGAUAAAGACCUGAAUAGCCGGAAUUUUAUUGGAUUGUUAACUACUGAUACAAACAUUUUAACUACAGAACUUCCUAUUAAGUGGAUGUUUGGUCUUGCAAAAACAUUAAUAAAUAAAACAAUUGAAUUAGAUAUAGAUAGAAAAUUGCUUACGAUGCUUGAAAACUUUCAAAAAAGUGAAAUUAAUCCAAUUCUUAGUAAUAUAGAUUAUACGCAACUUGGUGAUGUAGAUAUUAUUGUUUUGGAUGAGAGAGUAUAUGAAACCAGAAAUGAAACUGUACUCAGCACUAACGAAACUCAAAAGAGAAAGAAUUCGGAGAUCAGUGUCAAUAAUCCUAUCGUUAAACACAGAAAGGGUCAUCUGCGAAAAGAGCAUCGUGUUCUUAGUAGUGUUGAAGCCACUCAAUCAUUAGCGGGUUCCAAGUUGAGAAGUGUUACUUGUGCAUAUUGUCAUGAAAUUGGUCAUAAUAUCAGGCAUUGUAAAAAAAAGAUCGCUGAUGAAACUAGAUGA